Anoplopoma fimbria (sablefish) is the source of this 1008-nucleotide messenger RNA. It is a transcript of the gene b3gat1b, whose product is annotated as beta-1,3-glucuronyltransferase 1 (glucuronosyltransferase P) b. Gene Ontology annotation, biological process: chondroitin sulfate proteoglycan biosynthetic process; carbohydrate metabolic process. The record is from RefSeq and is a predicted model, not a curated record. NCBI's taxonomy places the organism in Eukaryota, Metazoa, Chordata, Actinopteri, Perciformes, Anoplopomatidae. Bases 1 to 1008 code for a protein of 335 amino acids. Gene Ontology annotation, cellular component: Golgi membrane. Gene Ontology annotation, molecular function: galactosylgalactosylxylosylprotein 3-beta-glucuronosyltransferase activity. The transcript has 4 exons.
AUGCCGAAGAGACGAGACAUCGUCGCCAUUGUGUUGAUCGUGUUGCCUUGGACACUGCUCAUUACUGUUUGGCACCAGAGCGCCAUCACUCCUCUGCUCGCUACACGAAAGGAUGACAGACGGGAUGGUCGCUCCAACUCCCGGAAUACUUUUGCCCUCAAGGAGUCCUGCUCCCUUCAGAACAGGGACAUCGUGGAGGUGGUGCGCACCGAGUACGUCUACAGCCGGCCCCCACCGUGGUCCGACGUCCUGCCCACCAUCCACGUCAUCACUCCCACCUACAGCCGGCCGGUGCAGAAGGCAGAGCUGACACGUCUGGCCAACACCUUGCUGCACGUUCCCAACCUGCACUGGAUCCUGGUGGAGGACUCACAGAGGAGGACCACACUGGUUAGCCGUCUCCUCCAGGAGACAGGACUCAACUACACCCACCUGAACGUGGAGACGCCCAGGAACUAUAAGAUACGCGGGGACACUAGGGACCCCCGAAUACCUCGGGGUACCAUACAGAGGAAUCUGGCCCUGCGGUGGCUCCGGGAGACCUUUGGCCUGAACAGCAGCCAGUCUGGGAUUGUCUAUUUUGCAGACGAUGACAACACGUACAGUCUGGAGCUGUUUGAGGAGAUGCGUUCCACCAAAAAGGUGUCGGUGUGGCCGGUGGCCUUUGUGGGUGGCCUGCGAUAUGAGUCCCCCAAAGUAAACACCUUGGGCAAGGUGUACGGCUGGAAGACUGUGUUUGACCCACACCGGCCCUUCGCCAUCGACAUGGCUGGGUUUGCUGUGAACCUGCGGCUCAUUCUGUCCAAGCCUCAGGCUUAUUUCAAGCUACGUGGAGUGAAGGGAGGUUAUCAGGAGAGUAGUUUGUUAAAGGAGCUGGUCACUCUCAGCGAUUUGGAGCCUAAAGCUGCUAACUGCACUAAGGUAUUAGUAUGGCACACACGGACAGAGAAGCCUGUGCUCGUAAAUGAGGGCAAGAAGGGAUUUACAGACUCUAAUGUGGAGAUAUGA